AUGAAUUCUGGAGUAUCGAUGAAGAGGGAUGGAGGACAUUCUUAUUAUGGCAUAUCGGAAGAGGUGAUACAGUUGGAAUAUCCUGGAUUACUUGUGAGGACGGUGGUCCUAUUCUUUUGUGAAUGGUUCUACCAUACUCCUGAGACGGGGACGAGAAUGUAUCCUCAAACGGAGAUUAUUGAGGUUAAGCAGAGGCGCAGGAUUCAGGAUUACAACCCCGUCUUAUUAAAAAGACCGAACAAAAGCAUCAUAUUUUAUGGUCCGCUGUGGAGGGAUACCGUCACGUGUCGGUGGGAAGAUAAAUGCGUUAUAACACAGCAGCCGGUGGAGAAGCACUGUCUCCUCCUCCCCUCUUCCUCUCCUCCUUACACCCUCUGCGUCUCUGUUAAUGGAUCUCUAAGUGCCCAACCAACAACCCCUCCACCCCUCUCUCUCUGUCCAACCACAGGAUCAUGGGAUUGCUGUGAUUGUCCCAGCUGCCUUUCUUCUGCCCACUAUAACAGAAGAAGAAAAGUGCUCUGCUUCUGUGGAAACAAAAACUCAAAGAGGGACGUACCUGCAGGUUGGAGACUGCUGGGGAAGGUGGAAGCGGGAGAGGGGACAGACACAGAGGAAGGUGAAAGACGGGGAACAGGACUGGCCGGGUUAAGGACGAUAGCGGUGAGACUCGCAGGGGGCGGGAGCAGGAGGAAGAAGAGCAGGAAGAGGCCCGUCAAAGUGAAGGACAAGCUCAUGGACUGGUGGCACAAGAUGGUCUUCCCCGUCCGGAGGCUCUGGUUCGCGGUCUCAACCCGGGUCAAGUCCCGCGAGAAAGGUGCUGGGCUUCUGAAGCUGCACGACGAUGUACAAACCUGUGGAUAUGAGGACGUACAGGUGAUGUGGGAAAUGCUGCGAAGAUCGGAGACAGAGACCAUGGCCCCUAACCACGGGAAGCGCAAGCAGCGGCCUUUCUGGAGGGUAUUCGUCUGGUCCAACCACAAUGCAGCAUCAUCCCUACCUGGGCAUCGUGCCUGAAGGCCUCGAACCCCCACCUACUUACUGCAAUAAUAAUGAGUUGUUAGUGUCCUGCAACCUUAACAUGGCGAGCUUACAUUAUCAUAAAGCAAAGCCAUGGCAUUUACAUUGUACACAACUAUUUUGAAUCGUGUCGAUAUCAAGCUAGAUAUGAUAUAUAUGGUCAGUCCAUCGCUACUGCUAAGUAAAGGGGGUUCCAUCAGAGGACAGAUCACGUGUAAAUAUAUGUCAUCUUGUAUGGUUGUGGACCCACCACCAAUUCAAUGCUGAUGUAACUUUCACCAUAAGGUUCUUCUUGCA
Molecule: messenger RNA, 1314 nt
Organism: Punica granatum (pomegranate)
Lineage: Eukaryota; Viridiplantae; Streptophyta; Magnoliopsida; Myrtales; Lythraceae
Source: RefSeq, a predicted model, not a curated record